AUGGAGAUACAGGCCAGAGCCAAUCAGCGUUGGGAUAUGAAGACUGACAGCGCCAUGGACCAAUCACUGAGCAGUAUAUGCGGGAACUUCACUCUUAGACCGGAUCGAACGCUCUCUGAAGCUCCUCCAGGUCACCUGUGGUCAUCGAGACUGGCGUUAUGCUCACCUGAACAGUCAUGUCGGAGCUGCCACCAGGACUUGGCUCAGUCUUGUCCCGUCUGCCUGCAGACCGCCAGCUUCCCCGUCCAGACCAACUGUGGUCACCUCUUCUGUGCUCCCUGUCUGAUGGCGUACUGGAGACACGGCUCGUGGUUGGAUGCCAUCAGCUGUCCUCUCUGUAGACAGAAGGUCAGCAUGCUGUGUCAUCUCUUCAGCGACAGUCGAUCAGAUUGCCAGUCAAAGAAAGUUCUGGUGGAAAUCACCGACUACAACAAACGCUACUCCGGAGCGCCGCGCAGGGUAACAGAUUACCUCUGUGACGCCCCCCUCCUGCUGCAGGUCCUUGUCCGAGGACUGGGUGGUAUGGGAGGACUGGUGUGGCUCUUUUUAUUAAGAGUGGCUCUCUGCUGCAUAGGAACCAUGGUCUCCAUCUCCUCCCCCUCUUCCUCUCCCACACCCCCUUUGGAGACGGACUCCUCACUCUGUGGGCUGCUGGGCAUCCUGGACGACCUAGUGGUGGUCGUCCUGCUCCUCACCUGUGUUAUAAACAUCAACCAGCAGAUGGCGCCAGAAACAGGCCGACAGUUGGUGAACACUCUGCAAUCAGGAGAAGGUAGUGAAGUGGAGACCUGA
This is a messenger RNA of Cheilinus undulatus (humphead wrasse), 792 nucleotides long. Its product is annotated as RING-HC_RNF170 domain-containing protein. Lineage: Eukaryota; Metazoa; Chordata; Actinopteri; Labriformes; Labridae. The coding region runs from base 1 to 792 and encodes 263 amino acids. Gene Ontology annotation, molecular function: ubiquitin protein ligase activity. The record is from RefSeq and is a predicted model, not a curated record. The transcript has 6 exons.